AUGUUACUCCUCUUCACUGCCCAUCCUCACUUGCUGCCAAUACGCAACCACAACUUUCACGCGCUGAGGGUCAUCCACACGACUCACAACUACCUCUCUCAACUUGCACGCGUAUCAGAUACCAUUGCAUCUUCUUCCCAAGACUUCUCUACAUCAAGUCGCUUUCGCAGCGUAUCUCUCUAUCAACAACAUAUAUCCUGCGCGCAAGCCAUCCUCUUCGACUCUUCUUCGCAGACAGCUUCCUCAAGACACUCAUCCAUCAAAAACACGUCCAAGAUGUCAACCACCACCGUCUCCAAGGUCAUUGCCAUGGUCAACGACCCCACCCUCACUUCCCUUUCCGAACGCAUCGCAGCCACUCAAACCCUCCUGGACUUGCAUGAAACAAUCCGCAAGAACCACCAGACCGCCUUCAAGCGCCAUGUCAAGAACGCUUCUGCCAGCCUCGACAAGGGCGGCUCUCCAGACACUCUGACCCACAUGGAGAAGGGCAUCGAGAUCCAGAAGAUGAUCUGCGACGAGACUGAUGAGAUGGCCAGGUAUGCCAGAGAACUUGUUGAGCUGCUUGAGGAAAGACAGAAGGUCAUUCGUGGUAUGAUGGAUGUGGGUGAGGACGUUGCAAUGGCUCCUUAA
This is a messenger RNA of Aureobasidium melanogenum CBS 110374, 633 nucleotides long. RefSeq lists its product as uncharacterized. Bases 1 to 633 code for a protein of 210 amino acids. The record is from RefSeq and is a predicted model, not a curated record. The transcript is spliced from 3 exons. NCBI's taxonomy places the organism in Eukaryota, Fungi, Ascomycota, Dothideomycetes, Dothideales, Saccotheciaceae.